AUGGCCACCCUCGAAUUUGACCCUGACUGCGCAGUCAAAGAAAUCGCUUUCACAAGAAAGAACUAUCGUGACGUGUACCCUGCCGUCGACCCUACUCGCCCGGAGUUAUCUCAGGAGGGCAAAGUGAUUUUUAUCACUGGAGCUAGUCGCGGAAUAGGACAGUUGGGCUUCGCCGUAUCCUUUGCCCGUGCCAAUGCCGCCGCCCUAGUUCUCCUCGGCCGAUCGAGCGAGGGUCUGACCGAGACAGAGAGACUGGUCAAUGAGAUAAAUCCCUCGACGAAAGUUUUGUCAAUUCCGGUUGACGUCACUGACGAGGCAGGCAUGAACAAAGCUUUCGAGACAGCGGUGGAGAAGCUAGGCGUGCCACAGGUGCUCAUCAACAAUGCGGGGCAACUCGUAAAACUCGACACAAUCGUCAACACUGACGUGGAAUCCUGGUGGAAAACCCAGGAAAUAAACGUCAAAGGAACAUUCAUCGCAACGAAAGCCUUUCUCAAGCACGUAGGAGAGGUUCCAUCAGCACCUACAACGAUCAUCAAUGUGAUUUCGACGGCAUCUCAGGGCGUUCCGCCUGGAAUGAGCUCAUAUUCUCCAUCGAAACUGGCCGUGUCCAAAUUCACGCAGUUUUUAGCCAUGGAGCAUCCCACCAUCACUUCCGUCAAUCUGGACCCGGGUGUGGUGGCAACUAAUAUGGCGCACAGUGUGCCUUGGCUCGCGCCUUUUAUUGGAGACACUCCGGAGCUCUCUGGAGGCACGGCCGUUUGGUUGGCUACUGGUGAUAGGUCGUUUUUGUCGGGGAAGUAUUUCAAUGUUUGUUGGAAUGUUGAAGAGCUUGAGAGCCGCAAGGAGGAAAUUAAGAGUGGGAGGCUUCUUACUUUUACCCUUAAUGGGAAAUUCGGGGGGGCCGGAUGUUACCGUGGAGGGAAAGUAAUCAUGCCUAAUAUGUCAUUGGAUUGA
Molecule: messenger RNA, 957 nt
Organism: Penicillium manginii
Lineage: Eukaryota; Fungi; Ascomycota; Eurotiomycetes; Eurotiales; Aspergillaceae
Product: SDR family NAD(P)-dependent oxidoreductase
Exons: 3
Coding region: 1-957 (318 amino acids)
Molecular function (GO): oxidoreductase activity, acting on the CH-OH group of donors, NAD or NADP as acceptor
Source: RefSeq, a predicted model, not a curated record